AAGAUGGUGGUUAGAUACCAUGGUGAACCUCGUAUCUCAGGGAUUGGAGCUGCUGGAGCAGGGGAGUGAGGAUGGGACCCAGGUGAGCCCGGGUGCCCACUGCCCCAGUCCCCCUGGCACAGGCCGCCUCAGGCCCCCAGCGGACACGCCAGGCCCUCAGCCCCAGCCCAUGGACCUGCGGGUGGGCCAGCGGCCCCCGGUGGAGCCCCCGCCAGAGCCGGCGCUGCUGGCCCUGCAGCACCCCCAGCACCUGCACCACCACCUGCUGUUCGCAGCAGGUCUGCCUCAGCGCUCAGCGGAACCCAUGAGGCUCCCAAUGGACACGCCGGUGCCCCAGUUGCAGGUGGGGCAGCAGGAGCAAGAGCUGCGGCAGCUUCUCAAUAAGGACAAGAGCAAGCGAAGUAAGGACCGCACGCGGGCUGGGGUGGUUUUGCAGAGUGUGUUCCUCUGGGAGCAGCAGCGACUGGCCGGGCGGCUCCCACGGGGAGGAACUGGGGACUCUGUGCUGCUUUCCCUGGCCCAGGGCAGUCACCGGCCCCUGUCCAGGGCUCAGUCAUCCCCAGCUGCGCCUGCCUCACUGCCAACCCCAGAGCCUGCCAGCCAGGCCCGUGUCCUGCCCAGCUCAGAGACCUCUGCCAGGACCCUGCCGUUCACCACAGGGCUGGUGUAUGACUCGGUGAUGCUGAAACACCAGUGCUCCUGCGGGGACAACAGCAGGCACCCGGAGCACGCGGGCCGUAUCCAGAGCAUCUGGUCCCGGCUGCAGGAGCGGGGGCUCCGGAGCCAGUGUGAGUGUCUCCGGGGCCGGAAGGCCUCCCUGGAGGAGCUGCAGUCAGUGCACUCCGAGCGGCACGUGCUCCUCUAUGGCACCAACCCGCUCAGCCGCCUCAAACUGGACAACGGGAAGCUGGCAGGGCUCCUGGCACAGCGGAUGUUUGUGAUGCUGCCCUGUGGUGGGGUAGGGGUGGAUACCGAUACCAUCUGGAAUGAGCUGCACUCUUCCAACGCGGCCCGCUGGGCAGCCGGCAGCGUCACUGACCUCGCCUUCAAAGUCGCUUCCCGUGAGCUAAAGAAUGGUUUUGCUGUGGUUCGGCCCCCAGGACACCAUGCGGACCAUUCCACAGCCAUGGGCUUCUGCUUCUUCAACUCCGUGGCCAUUGCCUGCCGGCAGCUUCAACAACAGGGCAAGGCCGGCAAGAUCCUCAUCAUGGACUGGGAUGUUCACCAUGGCAAUGGCACCCAGCAAACCUUCUACCAGGACCCCAGUGUGCUCUACAUCUCCCUGCAUCGCCAUGAUGAUGGCAACUUCUUCCCCGGCAGUGGGGCCGUGGAUGAGGUGGGAGCUGGCAGCGGUGAGGGCUUCAAUGUCAACGUGGCCUGGGCAGGAGGUCUAGACCCCCCUAUGGGGGAUCCUGAGUACCUGGCUGCCUUCAGGAUGGUUGUGAUGCCCAUUGCCCGAGAGUUCUCUCCGGACCUGGUUCUGGUGUCAGCUGGGUUUGAUGCUGCCGAGGGUCACCCAGCCCCGCUGGGUGGCUACCAUGUUUCCGCUAAAUGUUUUGGGUACAUGACCCAGCAGCUGAUGAGCUUGGCGGGAGGUGCAGUGGUGCUGGCCUUGGAAGGUGGCCAUGACCUCACAGCCAUCUGUGACGCUUCUGAGGCCUGUGUGGCUGCUCUUCUGGGAAACAAGGUGGAUCCUCUCUCAGAAGAAGGCUGGAAGCAGAAGCCCAACCUCAACGCCAUCCGCUCUUUGGAAGCCGUGAUCCAGGUGCACAGUAAAUACUGGGGCUGCAUGCAGCGCCUGGCCUCCUGUCCAGACUCCUGGGUGCCCAGGGUGCCAGGGGCCGACACAGAAGAAGUGGAGGCAGUGACCGCACUGGCAUCCCUCUCCGUGGGCAUCCUGGCUGAAGAGCGGCCCUCACAACAGCUGGUGGAGGAGGAAGAACCUAUGAAUCUCUAA
Messenger RNA from Puma concolor (puma), 1957 nucleotides. Lineage: Eukaryota; Metazoa; Chordata; Mammalia; Carnivora; Felidae. The record is from RefSeq and is a predicted model, not a curated record.